Phaeodactylum tricornutum CCAP 1055/1 is the source of this 612-nucleotide messenger RNA. RefSeq lists its product with no specific name. The record is from RefSeq and is a predicted model, not a curated record. The transcript has a single exon. Gene Ontology annotation, molecular function: SNARE binding; SNAP receptor activity. NCBI's taxonomy places the organism in Eukaryota, Bacillariophyta, Bacillariophyceae, Surirellales, Neidiaceae. Gene Ontology annotation, biological process: intracellular protein transport; vesicle fusion; vesicle-mediated transport. Gene Ontology annotation, cellular component: Golgi apparatus; late endosome membrane; endoplasmic reticulum membrane. Bases 1 to 612 code for a protein of 203 amino acids.
AUGUCCCUCGGCGAUACCAGUUUUGCCCGUUACGACGACGAAUUCCAGCGACUCCAAGCGCAAAUCCGCAGGUCGCUCGAAGAAGAACCGCCAAAUCAGUACACCCGGAAUCUGCUGCAGCAAUGCGACGAUCUUUUGCAGCAAAUGGGCAUAGAAGCGCGUUCGGUCGGGGACGCCACGAUGAAGCGCGACUUGCUGCACAAGGUCCGGACGUACAAAUCGCAGUACCAAUCGUUGCAAGCGCAGUCGGAGCGACAAGGACUGAUCGGGAGUACUACGACCGGCAGCGAUCGUAAUCAACAGGAGCGUAUGCGGCUACAGCAGAACGAAGACGCCCUGCAUUCGCAGAACGAAACCCUCGAUCGGGCCCGACGGACGAUGCGGGAGACGGAAUCGGUCGCCCUCGAAAUUACCGAAGAACUGGGCGCCAACCGCGAAAAACUCGUCGGUGCACAUGGUAGAGUCCGGGAGAUGUCGGGCCUCACCGGCCGAGCCACGCGGAUUUUACAGGCCAUGAAUCAACGAGCCACGCAACAGAAACUCAUCAUGUACGGUGUCGCGGUGGGACUCGUCUUGGCAUUUUUUGUCAUGCUAUACAGAAUCUGGCGUUGA